UUGAAAUGUAGUAAAUUACUGGCAAGGUCGAGUAGUGGCGCUGGUACUGUACAUCCCCGGUAACGUCACCUCGGCCAUGGCGGGUCCCCGCGUGUUACACAUGUGGUUGACCCUGUAAACGCGAUGGCCGUGAGGGUGUUACGCGUCGGUACAGCGGGGCCGGUGACUUGUCGUCUGGGCGCUACGGAGGAAUACUUCCCGGACUCACGUGACGGAGCGCGCGACUGAUUACCUUGUCAGGAACCAGCCACCGUCAACGCCAAACGCCCGGUAGACCCACGCUUCCUGCUAACAUGGGUUCCGCUGAUAAUCACGGAGCCGUCACGGAGACCGGGUCCCCCAAACCCGCCGCGGCCGUGUCCCCGGCCGGACACGUCCGCCAGGUCUUCAGCCACGUGAAGGUGGAGAACCUGUUGGCGGGGCUCAGCGGAGGAGUGGUGUCAACGAUGAUGCUUCACCCGCUGGAUCUGGUCAAAAUCAGGUUCGCAGUGAGCGAUGGAUUGCACAUGAGGCCCAAGUACAGUGGCAUACUCCACUGUAUGAAGAGUGUCUGGCAGCAGGAGGGACUCCGAGGACUCUACCAAGGAGUGACACCCAAUAUUUGGGGCGCCGGAGCGUCUUGGGGUCUCUACUUCUUUUUCUACAAUGCCAUCAAGGGGUACGCAAAGGAGGGCCGCGUAACUGAACUGAGUGCCACGGAGCACCUGGUGUCUGCAGCCCAAGCAGGCAUCCUGACGCUCACCCUAACCAACCCCAUCUGGGUGACCAAGACGCGGCUGGUGCUCCAGUACGAUGCCGACCCGACCGGGAAGCAGUACAAGGGGAUGAUCGAUGCUCUGGUGAAGAUCUACCGCCACGAGGGAGUGCCAGGGCUGUACAAGGGUUACGUCCCUGGUCUGUUGGGCACGUCUCACGGAGCGCUGCAGUUCAUGGCCUACGAAGAGCUCAAGAGAGACUACAACAAGUACAAGAAAGUGCCUUCAGAUGCAAAGCUGAGCUCAUUGGAGUACAUCACAAUGGCAGCAGUAUCCAAAAUAUUUGCCGUGGCCACAACGUACCCAUAUCAGGUGGUGCGAGCUCGUCUGCAGGACCAGCACAAUACAUACAAAGGAGUCCUUGAUGUCAUCACACGGACAUGGAGGAACGAAGGCGGCGUUGGCUUCUACAAAGGAAUCAUCCCCAACGUGAUUCGAGUCACUCCGGCAUGCUGCAUCACGUUUGUAGUUUAUGAGAAUGUGUCUCGCUACCUCCUGGGACAAAAUCAGUGAGGCCCAACAGGGCGGCGAGGACAGGAGGAGACUCUGAGCUCACGCCGGCGCUUCGGUCGGCAUUCAGAGACGGACAGCUGCACCCUCGGCGCGGUCUACGUGUAAAUGUGCAGAUGUGAGAAGCAUUCGUUUGCACCGAGUAAGCGAAAUGGUUGCCAACUCUGAGCCACAGAAUCAACGGGGGAUUGUUUUCUUUUUCUUUUCUUUUUUUAGAUGCAUGACAAACACUUCUCUACCUGCCAGAGGACAUGCAGCGUUUUUAUGAUGCGUCUGAUGUCAUCGUAGUUGUUUACUAUUUAUGUUCUGGCAGCAGAGAGGGGAAAACCAGCUGAUUAUCAGCAGCAGAAUUGUAGAUCUCAGGGUUCCAUUUGCAUGUGUGUUUCAUACUAGUUUGUGUCUUUUAAAUUAUUGAUUCAUGUAAACACACACAGCAGCACUGUGGAUGAUUUCGUUUAUCCGCAGAAUUCGUUUAUGUCCCGGCUACAAAUUGUAUCCGCAGCCCAACUGCUUUAUCUGCGUUGUUGUGUUGGAUUUAUAUAAAUACAUGUGAUGUAUGAACAGCAUUGAGUUUAUCACAGAGCAUUUCAAAGCUAGUUAGAAAGUUACAUUUAAAAAAAAGCAAGAAAUUACUUUAUUAACAGCAAUAAUGAAUAUAAACAUGUCAAAUGA
Gasterosteus aculeatus aculeatus (three-spined stickleback) is the source of this 1937-nucleotide messenger RNA. Its product is annotated as solute carrier family 25 member 32. Gene Ontology annotation, biological process: nucleotide transport; transmembrane transport. Lineage: Eukaryota; Metazoa; Chordata; Actinopteri; Perciformes; Gasterosteidae. The record is from RefSeq and is a predicted model, not a curated record.